Caenorhabditis angaria is the source of this 1930-nucleotide messenger RNA. The record is from the annotation of a GenBank genome assembly. Lineage: Eukaryota; Metazoa; Nematoda; Chromadorea; Rhabditida; Rhabditidae.
AUGGAAGGAGCAGCGGUGAAAAAAGCAAAUGGAGCCGCAAAGCCAAAUAAAAAAGCGAGAAAUCCAGCAACAAAAUCGAAGAAAAAUCAAAAAGGUGGAAAACAUAAAAACAAUCAUCACAAGAAAAAAGGGAAUAAGAAAAACUCGAAAAGUAAAAACAGUGGAAAAGGACCAUUUGCAUGUUGUGGUGGAAAAAAGAAGAAAAAGAAGGGAAAGAAAUCGAAAAAGUCGAAAAAUGUGUCACGACAACCAAAACCGAUGAAUCCGCCACCAAAUGAAGAACUUGGUGAAAUUGUAUUAGUGAAGAAUGCGAAAGCAAAAGCUGCAGCUGGUGCUCCAACAACAGCUCCACCAGCAGUUACAGAACCAGCUGCAAAUGUUCCAGUUGUCACUCAAGAUCCAGCUAAAAUUGAUGAAAACAAGCCAAAACUACCAGAACAACAAGAAAUUGGAAAACAAGAAUCUGGAAGUGGAAAUGGAAGUGGUCAACAAAAGAAAAAAGAAGAGAAAAUGGCAAACCCGAAACAAGGUCAAGAAAAUGCAAAAGAAUCACUGAGCAAAGAAAAACUGGUUGUGAGUGGAACAGAAAAAGAGAAACAAGAAAAGGAAAAAGAAGGAAAGAAAGAAAAAGAAAAUGAAAAAGGAAAAGAAAAAGAAAAAGAAAGAGAUGAAACUCAAACUGCAAGAGAAGAAGAUAAAAAAGGAAGUUUGAAAGGAAAAAGUAAAUGGAUGGCAUUGGCAAAACAGAUCAAUGAUUUUGAUGCACAAGUUCCAAUGGUCAGUUAAUUUCGGCAAAGAUUGAUUCGAAAAGAAUUCUUCUAACAUACUUUGGGGGUACCCUAAAGAUUUUAUAUAUUUACCUCAUACACAAAAAAUUUAGAUAAUUUACAGAAAGAAUACGAUUUGGUGUCUGGCUAUAUUCCACCUUUCGUUUCGAAAAAUUACUUUGUCACAAAUAUGGAGAAAAAUCGAUUUUCUGGUAAAAAUUCUUUCAACUCGCUAAAAAAAGCUCUAACACACGUUUUUCUUUAGAUGUUGUUUGUUUGGAUCAUUCACGUGUUCAAUUAAGCGAUGACACUUAUAUUCAUGCAAAUUGGGUCGAAAUUAACGAGAAGAAAUCUGCAAUAUUGACACAAUUACCUCUUCCACACACAGCUUGUGAUUUUUGGCAAAUGGUAAGGGCGAAUAUUCCUCGAAUCCCACAACUAAUCAAUUUUUUUAGAUUAUUGAUCAAUCAGUUAAAGGCAUGCUUUUACUUUUAACUGAAAGUGAAUAUGAUGAACUUGGAGGAGAAUUUGUUUUUCCAAAAAAUCAGGAUUUUCUUCAUUUUGAAGAAAGAAAUAUUCGAGUCGGAGAAUAUAAAAGUGUUGAAAUUAAAAAAGGAUGGGAAAUGAAAGUUUUGAGUGUGACUAAUGGAAUUUAUAAAUCGUGAGUUGAUAUAUUUUUUUUAAAUGUUUAUGAGUCUUGUUUUUCCUAGAUUUCUUCAUGUUCAUCACUUCAAACUUUGGCCUCAUAAUGGAAUUCCACAAAAUCCGACAACAAUUUGGCAAAUACAAUCAGUAUUCAGAAAAUAUCAUGGAACAACAGUUUAUGUUUCACUUUCUGGUUGUGGAAGAGCUGGAACUUAUGCACUUUUUGAAAAUUCACAUUCAUCUUUGCAUAAUGAAAAAGCAAAUUUUGAAAUGAUGAAAUGUUUGGAGAAAGUUCGAACUGGUCGUUUACAUUCUUGUCAAAAUAUAACACAAUAUUCUUUUGUUUAUAGUUUGAUCGCUGAACAUGUUCUUGGAAAUGUAGGUUUACCAAAAAAUAAAUUUCUAUUUAUUAAAUAAUUCAUUUCGUUUAGGGUUUUCAAAAAUUGUUGAAGACUUGUAAUGAAGAUAGCGAGGAAGAAAUAAUUCAGAAAACGAUGAAAAAUCUGGUUAUUACUUAA